This is a messenger RNA of Haemonchus placei, 348 nucleotides long. The record is from the annotation of a GenBank genome assembly. NCBI's taxonomy places the organism in Eukaryota, Metazoa, Nematoda, Chromadorea, Rhabditida, Trichostrongylidae.
AUGAUGUCUGCCGGCCUCGGUCGAGCCUUUUUAGAAGGACAAGGGCAGAAUCGUUAUCUGAUUCGAAUGACGCCGGUGUUGCUCGGACAGUUUGCGAGAGUGGCUGACGAGAGGUGGAAGGUGCGUCUGGGUGAGACCGAACAUGAGAGUAUGAUCAGUCUCAAACUCAGUCGCCUCCUUCUGAACGAUGACCGUACGAGGAUAAAGGAAAACGAGCAUGUGGGAACCGGUGGAGAGCUGAAGAACUACUAUAGGACAGGUAUAGCACGUGUCGUUGAAUGCCCGAAGUUGGAGGGCUGUGAUGGUGAAGCAACACGUCGGACUCGAACGAAUCCACCCACCAAAUAG